This is a messenger RNA of Dovyalis caffra, 375 nucleotides long. NCBI's taxonomy places the organism in Eukaryota, Viridiplantae, Streptophyta, Magnoliopsida, Malpighiales, Salicaceae. The record is from the annotation of a GenBank genome assembly.
AUGGCGGACAAAUGGAAGGUUGAUCCUACCAAGCCGGUGAAGUCUUUAAUUAAUAGGGCAUGUAGCAAUAGUGAUUCAGCACCAAUGCCAAACCAUGAGAGCUUCAUCGAAAAAAUGAAGAAAGAUGGACUGGUUCUUCAUGGACAAAUUCUGUUCCUCUAUGCUGAAGUCAUGGGACUCGCAGACUAUUACUUACUUAGGUAUAGAAGAAGCAUGAGAGACAGGAGGAGGAGGAAAAUCGUUAAUCCUUACCUGCAACAUUGGCCUCCAAUUUCUCUGCUGCCGAUUCAUACAAAAGUCAAUGCCAAAGAUGAAAUAUUGGAGGAAAUUAAACGAAAAGCACAGAAUAAUGCCCGGUAUUCCGCAAUAGCAUAG